Molecule: messenger RNA, 2428 nt
Organism: Labrus mixtus (cuckoo wrasse)
Lineage: Eukaryota; Metazoa; Chordata; Actinopteri; Labriformes; Labridae
Gene: ptges3a
Product: prostaglandin E synthase 3a (cytosolic)
Exons: 8
Coding region: 156-635 (159 amino acids)
Biological process (GO): prostaglandin biosynthetic process; telomere maintenance via telomerase; chaperone-mediated protein complex assembly
Cellular component (GO): nucleus; cytosol
Molecular function (GO): prostaglandin-E synthase activity; Hsp90 protein binding; protein-folding chaperone binding
Source: RefSeq, a predicted model, not a curated record
GUGAAAUCUCGCGAUGUUUGGAGAGACGAGCGCACCAGUUGAUAACGUUUGAGUUAACUGUUUAUGUGUCAGCGUACAGAUUUGCCGGGCACUAUAGCUAGAUAUUAUCUAUAUCGGGGUCCGACGAAGGGAAAUAAAUAACAAUAACAGUGGAGAUGCAGCCUGCUACAGCGAAGUGGUAUGACAGAAGGGACUCUGUGUUUGUAGAGUUCUGCGUGGAAGACAGCAAAGAUGUGCAACUAAAGUUUGACAAGUUAAAGUUUGAUUUCAGCUGUUUGAAUGGAGCAGAUAAGGUCAAACUCCACAAUACAGUGGACCUUUUUGGGGAGAUUGACCCCAAAGGAUCCAAACACAGACGCACUGACAGGUCUGUGUUGUGUUGUUUACGAAAAGCAGAGGCUGGGAAAUCAUGGCCACGACUCACCAAAGACAAGUCAAAGUGCAACUGGCUGAGUGUGGAUUUCAACAAUUGGAAAGACUGGGAAGAUGAAUCAGAUGAGGACCUGUCAAGUUUUGACAAAUUCUCAGAGAUGAUGAACACUAUGGGAGGAGAUGAUCUACCAGACUUAGAUGCAGCAGAUGAAGAGCAUGGCGCUGCAGACAGUGACGAUGAAAAAAUGCCCGACCUUGAGUAGAUGCAUACAGAUGUCACCUCAUUAGUAAAAUGCAAGUUAUAUGUCAGUUGAAGAGAGGCAAAAGACAUGAGUUGGAAGCCAUGUCAGAGAAGAAACCUCGUCUCUCUUCGCAGUUUCCAAAGUGAAACCCUUGAGGGAGUGACUGUUGGAUACAGACAUGCACAGAGAACCAUAGACAUACAGUGCUGUGCUUUGCUGUUCUGUUCUGCAUGGACAAUUCUGUUCAAAUGAAAAUGUUAUUGUUUGUUGACUUUAAAGGUCCCAUAUUAUGCUUUUUCUGGUUUUAUAUGCCCUUAAUGUGUUUUCCAAGUGUCCUGUGCAUGUUUAGGCACAUCUAUGUGAAAAACUUAAAAGUCUGCGGAAACGCGGCUUCUCCAACCUCCUCCUGUUAGCUGUAGCAUUAGCUGCAUGUAACGCUUGGUUCUAGCCCCCCUCGAUAAAAAUUUGUCAGUCCGACGUCUUGGUCAGUGUGAGAUCACUGAUUUAAGUCCAUUGGCUCGUUGUGGCAAGCCCUGCAGCACAUGUUGAAAUUUCCGCGACGCGUGCUGAGCAACUGACCAAUAACGACAGAGCGGAUCGGCAGACCAAUCAGAGCAGACUUGGCCCACGUGGGGUCUAACAGUGGGGGCUCAACAGAGCGUAGCUGACGGACUCAGAGCGUAGAGGGAGCGAGGAGGAGCAGUACAUGAGAACAGACACUUUUUUCGGACUUUAGCUAUUGUUAACUUACAAAAGUAGGUACGAACCCCAAAAAGGGCAUAAUAUGGGCUCUUUAAUGACUGUCAUGGGAUGUGCUGGUGUCUUACACUUUUUCUCUCCGUUUUUCUUUUUUUUUGCAAUGUCAGGUUAUGUUUUGAACAUUGUGGGUUCUAAUACGAGAAAAACAUUUCAAAAUGCCUAUUUUCCAAAAAAACAAAAAAGUAGAUUUUUAAAGACAGAUUUUCCCCUUUAAUGUUUGUAUUGUAAAAUGCACUUAUUUUGUUUGUUAAUUUAAAAAGCAGAAGUUCUAUUUGAAAUGGGGUUUUUGAUGUAUGCCAACAUCUGCAAAUAUUAAACAAUGAUUUCAUUUUUUAAACAUAUUUCAGCAUUUAAAAUAAACUGAUAUGCUUGUGCAAUUUACAGUGUGUGUUGAGAUUAUGGUAUCAGAGUGGUGAAAUCUGCAUACAGUCAAACAUUUACAAAUCGGCAUGUGUUCUUCUAUGCUGGUGUUGAAAGCAUUGCUCAUGGUGGCAGGUACAAGAGUGUGAGAACAGAAAUCUUACAUGGUCUACUAAGAGUUAAAUAGUAAACCGGUUUUUAAUGUUUGUCACUAGAACUAAUAUUUGAGGGCUUGUGUGUUUUAUGCAACACGUCUCGAACACUUUAGUGUUUGUCUCAUUCUGUUGGAGUUUGGGCAAACAUUUUUAAUAAACUGUUUGAAGCCGUUUAACACAACGCUUUGGUGUUGAAACAUCUCUUCAAGCAACGUUUGAAUUACUCAAGUUAUAAGAGAAUCCACUGAGGGAGACAUUACUAAUUAUUGCGACAGGAGGACAAAAAUACUGCCAAUACUGCACUCAACAUCUCACUGAAGAGAAACAAAAUACACUAAAGAACUUAACGUACUUGUUUUACAGAAGUACCCACUUCAGUAAGUUUUUUAUUUUAGUGUUGCACUGAAGUGAUUGGUGUGUGUAUUAACAUAACUGAUGUGUUGCAGCUUCAGUCAAGGCUCAUUUAGAUUUAUUUGUAUACUCCGUGGCACCUUUUAAAUUAACUCUGGGCAUCAAUAAAGUCAUUUCUAUAUUAAUUCA